GUCGUGAGUGCGUAGCUGUGGACCGGCGCCGGCACGGUUGUUACCCUCGGGCUGCGGCCUGCGGGCCUGGGGAUUUUCCUGACUCAGGGAUCAAACCCACGUCUCCUGGGGCUCCUGCAUUGGCUGGCGAAUUCUUCACCACUGAGCCACCUGGGGAGGCCCAAGUUAUAUUAUAUUGUGUAACCUGCUUUGGAAAUUGCUGAUUAGAUCAUUAAAGUUUUUACAGAAAAAGGAAAAUGACUGGGCGAGCCAGAGCGAGAGCGAGAGGAAGGGCCCGUGGUCAGGAGAUGGUGCAGCAUGUGGGCGCCUCUGCGAGUCAGCAGCCUGGUUACAUUCAGUCUCGACCUCAGCAGCCGCCUGCAGAGGGGGAAUUAGUUGGCCGUGGACGACUGAGAGGAACAGUAGGAGCAACAGCGAAGUCUCAAGAACUCCAGAUAUCUGCUGGAUUCCAGGAGUUAUCAUUAGCAGAGAGAGGAGGUCGUCGUAGAGACUUUCAUGAUCUUGGUGUGAAUACAAGACAGAACCUAGAUCAUGUGAAAGAAUCAAAAACAGGUUCUUCAGGUAUUAUCGUAAGGCUGAGCACUAACCAUUUCCGAUUGACAUCCCGUCCCCAAUGGGCCUUAUAUCAGUAUCACAUUGACUAUAAUCCGUUGAUGGAAGCCCGAAGACUCCGCUCAGCUCUUCUUUUUCAACAUGAGGAUUUAAUUGGAAGGUGUCAUGCUUUUGAUGGAACGAUAUUAUUUUUACCUAAAAGACUACAGCACAAGGUUACUGAAGUUUUUAGUCAGACUCGAAAUGGAGAGCAUGUGAGGAUAACAAUCACCCUGACAAAUGAACUCCCACCUACGUCACCAACUUGUUUGCAGUUCUAUAAUAUUAUUUUCAGGAGGCUUUUGAAGAUCAUGAACUUGCAACAAAUUGGACGGAAUUACUAUAACCCAAGUGACCCAAUUGAUAUUCCAAAUCAUAGGUUGGUGAUUUGGCCUGGCUUCACCACUUCCAUUCUUCAGUAUGAAAACAACAUCAUGCUCUGCACUGAUGUCAGUCACAAAGUCCUCCGAAGUGAAACCGUUUUAGAUUUCAUGUUCAACUUGUUGCAUCAAAUCGAAGAGCACAAAUUUCAAGAACAAGUGUCUAAGGAACUGAUUGGUUUAAUUGUUCUCACCAAGUAUAACAACAAAACAUACAGAGUAGAUGAUAUUGACUGGGACCAGAAUCCAAAGAGUACGUUUAAGAAAGCAGAUGGCUCUGAAGUCAGCUUCUUAGAGUACUACAGGAAGCAAUAUAACCAAGAAAUCACUGACCUGAAGCAGCCGGUUUUGGUCAGUCAGCCCAAGAGGAGGAGAGGCCCUGGCGGCACGCUGCCAGGUCCAGCCAUGCUUAUCCCAGAGCUCUGCUACCUCACAGGUUUAACUGAUAAAAUGCGUAAUGAUUUUAAUGUGAUGAAAGACCUGGCUGUUCAUACAAGACUAACUCCAGAGCAAAGGCAGCGUGAAGUCGGAAGACUGAUUGAUUAUAUUCAUAAAGAUGAUAAUGUGCAGAGGGAGCUUCGAGACUGGGGUUUGAGCUUUGACUCCAACUUACUGUCCUUCUCAGGAAGAAUUUUGCAAGCAGAAAAGAUUCAUCAAGGUGGAAAAACAUUUGAUUACAAUCCACAAUUUGCAGAUUGGUCAAAAGAAACAAGAGGUGCACCAUUAAUUAGUGUUAAGCCACUAGAUAACUGGUUGUUGAUCUAUACUCGAAGAAAUUAUGAAGCAGCCAAUUCGUUGAUACAAAAUCUAUUUAAAGUUACACCAGCCAUGGGCAUACAAAUGAAAAAAGCAAUAAUGAUUGAAGUGGAUGAUAGAACUGAAGCCUAUUUAAGAGUCUUACAGCAAAAGGUUACGUCAGAUACCCAGAUAGUUGUUUGUCUGUUAUCAAGUAAUCGGAAAGACAAAUAUGAUGCUAUUAAAAAAUACUUAUGUACAGAUUGCCCUACUCCGAGUCAGUGUGUGGUGGCCCGAACCUUAGGCAAACAACAGACUGUCAUGGCUAUUGCUACAAAGAUUGCGCUGCAGAUGAACUGCAAGAUGGGAGGAGAGCUUUGGAGGAUUGAUAUGCCUCUGAAGCUAGCGAUGAUAGUUGGCAUUGACUGUUACCAUGAUACCACAGCUGGACGGAGGUCAAUUGCAGGAUUUGUGGCAAGCAUCAAUGAAGGGAUGACUCGCUGGUUCUCUCGCUGUGUGUUUCAAGAUAGAGGACAAGAACUAGUAGAUGGGCUUAAGGUCUGCUUGCAAGCUGCUCUAAGGGCUUGGAAUAGCUGCAAUGAAUACAUGCCUAGUCGAAUUAUUGUAUAUCGGGAUGGUGUUGGAGACGGUCAGCUUAAAACAUUGGUGAACUAUGAAGUUCCACAGUUUUUGGAUUGCCUGAAAUCUCUUGGUAGAGGUUACAACCUUGAAGUACGAGGGUCUGAUUAUCCCAAUACAGCCAUAGGCGUCCACAGCAUUGGUUGAAAUGAAUCUUCCAGAUAGUCUUAACAUACUCUUUCUCUACCUCCUUGUACAACAAAUACUUGUUUCAUUUCUUUGACCUCAGCUGGACUGGUUUUUGAUGGGUAGAUGAUUGGCAUGUGUUUGGUGGACACCGUUACCCUCUGUCCUUUGAGGCUGUCUGCACGGCCGAGGGGAGCUAUACUCAUAACUGAAUGCUACUCUGGCUCUCCUUUGAGACCUACAUUGGUUUUUGCUUUGCUCUCCUACCAAGGUCGUUUGUUGGUUCUCUCUGGCAGUAAAUUGCAUGCCAUGUCAAGAUAGCUGUUCUAAUAAGUUACAUUGUUUAAUUUUUUGCUGUUUUCUUUCUCCUAUUGUAAGCAAGUUGAGAUCAGGGACUGUUGUAUUAAGGACUUAGUGCAUAAUAUAUUUUGUGUAGUUGAUUUUUAAAGAUGCUUAGAAUAUCCAGGAGGUAUGUUUGUAUGUGCUUGCACAUGCAUAUUUGUUCAGUUGCUAGAUCAUGUCCAAUGCUUCGUGACCCCAUGGACUGCAGCACACCAGGCUUCCUUGUCUUUGACUAUAUUGUAGAGUUUACUCAAACUCAUGUCGGUUGAGUUGAUGAUGCCAUCCAACCAUCUCAUUCUCUGUCACCCCGUUCUUUUCUUGCCCUCAGUCUUUCCCAGCAUCAGGGUCAUUUCCAAUAAGUUGGCUCUUCGAAUCAGGUGGGUGGAGUAUUGGAGCUUCAACUUCAGCACCAGUCCUUCCAAUGAAUAUUCAGGGUUGAUUUCCUUGGAUUGACUGAUUUGAUCUCCUUGCUGUCCACUGGACUCUCAAGAAUCUUCUCCAGCACCACUGUUUGAAAGCAUCAAUUCUUUGGCACUCAGCCUUUAUGAUCCAGCUCUCACAUCCGAACAUGACUACUGGAAAAACCAUAGCUUUGAAUAUAUGGACCUUUGUCAGCAAAGUAAUGUCUCUGCUUUUUAAUAUGCUUUCUAGGUUUGUCAUAGCUUUUCUUCCAAGGAGCAAGUGACUUAGUUUUGUGACUGCAGUCACCAUCCACAGUGAUUUUGGAGCCCAAGAAAACAAAAUCUGACACUAUUUCCACUUUCUCCCCAACUUUUUGCCAUGAAGUGAUGGGAGUGGAUUCUAUGAUCUUUAUUUUUUGAAUGUUGACUUUUAAACCAGAUUUUUCACUCUCCUCUUUCACCUUCACCUAAAGGCUCUUCAGUUCCUCUUCACUUUCUACCGUUAAAGGGUAUCAUCUGCAUAUCUGAGGUUGUUUGUAUUUCUCCUGGCAAUCUAAAUUCCAGCUUGGGAAUCAUCCGGCCCAGCAUUUCUCAUGAUGUACUCUGCAUAUAAGUUAAAUAAGCAGGGUGAACAAUAUACAGCCUUAAUGUACUCUUUCUCAAUUUGGAACCAGUCUGUUUUUCCAUGUCCAGUUCUAACUGUUGCUUUUUGACCUGCAUACAGGUUUCUCAGGAGGUAGGUAAGGUGGUCUGGUAUUCCCAUAUCUGUGAGACUAUUCCACAGUUUGUUUUUAUCCACUCAGUCAAAGGUUUUAGCGUAGUCAAUGAAGCAGAAGUAGAUGUUUGUUUUUUUGUUUUAAUUCCCUUGCUUUUUCUUUGAGCCAGAGGAUCUCUGGAUCCAGUUUGACCUCUGGUUCCUCUACCUUUUCUAA
Messenger RNA from Dama dama (fallow deer), 4146 nucleotides. It is a transcript of the gene PIWIL1, whose product is annotated as piwi like RNA-mediated gene silencing 1. The transcript is spliced from 21 exons. Gene Ontology annotation, biological process: regulatory ncRNA-mediated gene silencing. The coding region runs from base 237 to 2492 and encodes 751 amino acids. Gene Ontology annotation, molecular function: piRNA binding; protein binding. The record is from RefSeq and is a predicted model, not a curated record. Lineage: Eukaryota; Metazoa; Chordata; Mammalia; Artiodactyla; Cervidae. Gene Ontology annotation, cellular component: P granule.